Molecule: messenger RNA, 6391 nt
Organism: Morone saxatilis (striped sea-bass)
Lineage: Eukaryota; Metazoa; Chordata; Actinopteri; Moronidae
Gene: tbc1d8b
Product: TBC1 domain family member 8B
Exons: 21
Coding region: 113-3532 (1139 amino acids)
Molecular function (GO): calcium ion binding
Source: RefSeq, a predicted model, not a curated record
AAGGGAGGGAUUCGGACACAAACAAACGUCCACGGGUUUGAUGUCGGGCUACGUUACAGAUAACCGUGACAUGUCAGGCGGAUUUAACAGAUAACUCCAUGACAUUUGAAACAUGUGGCUCAAACCCGAAGAGAUUCUGCUGAAAAACGCGUUUAAAUUAUGGGUCACCGAGAAGGAUAACGACUACUUCGUACUGCAAAGGAGGCGAGGGUACGGAGAAGGUGGAGGCGGGUUGACAGGCCUCCUUGUGGGAACUCUGGAUACUGUGCUGGACUCCACUUCCAAAGUUGCUCCCUACCGCAUUCUUCACCACACGCCAGACUCGCAAGUGUACUGGUCAAUAGCAUGCGGUGUCACCAGAGAAGAGAUUGUUCAGCACUGGGAAUGGCUGCAGCAGAACAUCAUGAGGACGCUCUCUGUUUUUGACUCCAGCGAGGAUAUUACCAGCUUUGUACAGGGCAAGAUUAGAGGUCUUAUCGCUGAGGAAGGGAAGUCGUCCAUGGUGCUGGAGGAAGAUCCUGAGAAGUUCCGAGAAGCACAUCUGAGGUUUGAGAAGUGGUUCGAGCUGCCAUCAGAGGAAAAGCUGGUCACAUAUUACUCAUGCAGCUACUGGAGAGGCAAAGUGCCCUGCCAGGGCUGGCUCUACCUCAGCACAAACUUCCUGUGCUUUUAUUCAUACCUGCUGGGAUCUGAGGUGAAACUGGUCAUCUCCUGGGAUGAGAUCUGGAGGCUGGAGAAAACCUCUAACGUUAUACUGACUGAGAGCAUCCAUGUCUUGGCUCAUGGGGAGGAUCACUACUUCUCCAUGCUGCUGCACCUUAACGAAACAUUUGUUAUAAUGGAACAGCUGGCUGACUACUCCAUCAAGCGCCUUUUUGAUAAAGAGGCCUUCCAGAGAGAGCCGGCACUUUCCGACCCCCUGCAAAUUACCAAGAGAGGACUAGAAGCUCAUGCAAAGAGUGAGCAGUUCCGGACAUUUUUCAGGCUUCCGAAAGAGGAAAAUCUAUUAGAGGUGCAUGAGAGCUUCCUGUGGGUGCCCUUCAGCCAUUUCAACACGCUUGGCAAGAUCUGUCUGUCUGAGAACUACCUGUGUUUUGCCAGCCAGGAUGGGAGCCAGUGCCAUGUCAUCAUUCCAAUGCGAGAGGUUGUUAAUGUCGAGAAGCCAGACUCCGGCAGCAGGGCUUUAACAGUGUGUGUGCGUGGCAAGAGGGCGCUGCGUUUCUCUGAAGUGCGGGACUUCCAGCGACUUGCCAACACCCUCCGUAGCAGGUGUGGGAUCAGUGCCAGCCCUCAGCAUUCUGCUUCAUCAGAGGUCAUACGAGGCGAGUGCCAGUCACUCAUCAACCACUUUGAGGACAACCCAGAGGACGUAACACUGAUGGUGGGACAGAAAGACAGCAGCAAGGCCGUAAGCACCGAGGCUCUCAUGACUGUUUUCCACCCCCAGGAUGUUGAAAACCUUGACCCCAAAAUGCUUAAGGAAAAGAUGAAGGAACAGUCUUGGAACAUCCAUUUUUCCGAAUAUGGACGUGGCACAAGUAUGUUCUUCACCAGGAAGACCCGAGACUUGAUUGUUCGUGGUGUUCCUGAGGCGUUGAGAGGAGAGCUAUGGAUGCUGUUUUCAGGAGCUGUGAACGACAUGGCCACUCAUCCUGGCUAUUACACUGAGCUGGUUGAACAGUCUCUGGGCACAAGCACUUUGGCAACAGAUGAGAUUGAGAGAGACUUGCACCGCUCUCUGCCAGAGCACCCUGCCUUUCAGAGUGACACAGGAAUCUCAGCUCUACGCAGAGUCCUUACUGCCUAUGCAUACAGGAACCCUAAAAUUGGCUACUGCCAGGCCAUGAACAUUCUCACAUCAGUUCUCCUGCUCUAUGCGAAAGAAGAGGAGGCUUUCUGGCUCUUGGUUGCUGUCUGUGAGAGGAUGUUGCCGGAUUACUUUAACCGCCGAAUUAUUGGCGCUUUGGUCGACCAGGCGGUGUUUGAGGAUCUAAUUCGAGAAAAUCUCCCACAGCUGGUGGAGCACAUGACAGACCUGAGUUUCUUCUCCUCUGUGUCCUUGUCCUGGUUUCUUACUCUCUUCAUCAGUGUCCUGCCCAUAGAGAGCGCUGUGAACGUGGUGGACUGUUUUUUCUACGACGGCAUUAAAGCCAUUCUGCAGCUCGGCCUGGCAGUGCUGGACUACAACAUGGAGGCUUUGAUCAGCUGCCACGAUGAUGCUGAGGCGGUCACCAUCCUCAACAAAUUCUUUGACAGUGUGACAAACAAAGACAGUCCGUUGCCUCCAACGGUGCAGCAAGCUUCAGUUGGCAAUAACGUUAAAGCAUCCCACUUUAAUGUGGAUAUCAGUGAACUGAUCCGAGAGGCCUAUGAGAAAUAUGGAAAUAUCCGUUCAGAGGAAGUCGAGAGUUCACGGAAAAGAAACAAACUGCACGUAAUCCAGACACUGGAAGAUACAACCAAACAAAAUGUUAUUCGGGUUGUGUCCCAAGAAGUGAAAUUCAGUGCCUCACAGCUUGAUGAACUUUAUAACUUGUUCAAAAGGCAGCAUUUCCUGUCCUGUUACUGGACAAUGAAGAGUCCAGCUCUGCUCCAUCAUGACCCUAGCCUGGCCUAUUUGGAGCAGUACCAGUUGGGUUUCCAGCAGUUCAGUGUGCUCUUCUCCCUGCUGGAGCCCUGGGCUUUCUGCACCAGCAAGAGCACCCUCUCCCUCUGGAUCUUUCGCCUGAUAGACGAGAACCAGGACGGCCUUGUCAACUUUAAGGAGUUCUGCUGUGCCCUUGAUACUCUGUACAGUGGAUCUUUCACAAAUAAGCUGAAAUUCCUGUUCAAGUUGCACCUGCCCCCAGCUUUUACAGGCAGUCCUUUGCACUUAAAGGAACAAAGAAUCCAGCACUUUAUUCCAGUGACUGAAGACUCUUCUCACUUGAGUAGACUCACUGCAUUUGAUCUUCCUGAAGAUGGUGUAAUAAGGAAAAGCCCUGAAAGAGGUAGAGGAAAAGUGGACCUGCAGGCCUACCUGAAACAAUGGCAAAAUGAAAUACUAAAGAAGGAGGAAACCAUCAAGGACCUACCCCGUAUAAAUCAGACUCAGUUCAUUCAGUUCUCCAAGACCCUGUACAACAUUUUUCAUGGCAAUCCAGAGGAGGAAUCUCUGUACCGAGCCGUGGCCCAUGUGACUAGCCUUCUCCUGAGGAUGGAAGAGGUGGGACGCAGGCUGCAGGAGCCGAGCAGCCCCCCCGAGUCCACAAAGCCUGCCAACACUACCGCUGCUGCUGCUGCUGCUGCUGAGGAGGCUUCAACCGAAGAGGCUUCCACCACCCCGGAGACCGCCGACACCUCCGGCUCCCACAACAGUCAGGAUGCAGCGCCUGACCUCUCAGAGCUAGAGUGGUCGUUCUCGUUCGAGCAGGUCUUGGCUUCUCUGCUCAACGAGCCAGCCCUAGUCAGCUUCUUUGAGAGGCCUGUCGACGUUCAUGCUAAAUUGGGACAAGCUAAGGUCGCCCAGCUGAAGCUAAAGGCAAAUAAGUGAAAGGAUACAUAAGUGAAUUGAUACUUUGCUUCAUUCAAACCAGAAGUCACCAUGAAUUUCCUUUCUCCACCUUGAUAGGGCAGUGGGUAUUAGUGAGGCAGACAGUGAGAUUACUGUUGUAGUGGAGGGGACAUCAGAUUUAAAAAUCUGGAGUGCAAUGUGUGUGCGUGUGUGUGCGUGGGUGUGUGUGUGUGUGUGUGUGUGUGUGUGUGUGUGUGUGUGUUGGUCAGGCAGAUGGUAGGCAGCAACAAUGGCUGAUGAAACAAAUAAGGCACAACAUCUUUAAGAUACUGUACACACUGUAGUAACACUAUCCAACACCUUCAGUGCAUUCUCAUAUUAAACCUCGUGGCAGACAUACUGUACGCUGUCCUUCCUCAAGUCUGAUUAUGCAUUUUCAACCAUCAUUAAUGAAAUUAAUUCUCUCAUGUAGCCUCAGAUUUUAAGUUGAAUUUAAAUUAUAUUUCCCCUAUAUGCCAUUGAGCACAUACAGUAUAGAUGUGUAUUAUAUAAGGGACAUUCAGUACUGUCCCCUGUGUUCAGAAACCGAAGAGUUUGUCCUUCCCUCUGUCUCUGCUGAGGUACAACUCCAUAACAAAUGACUUAGACAAGGUGGCAGAGAGUCCACAGGAAUAUUCUCCUUCUGGAUAGCUUACUAUAUUUCCUCUGUCAGACUACUAGUAGUGAAACAAACUGUAAAUGCUGUUGUGUCCUGUGACUUCAGUGUCUCCUGUUAUUGGGCAAUGUUAGUGUCACUUUGUAAACUUAUUGUUAGAAACACCAGCUUUUCAGUUGACACAGAAUAAAUAGUACAGUUAGUAAGGACAAGCAGUAAUGCUGUCCCCUGGAAGCCAUAAACAGAUUUCAGAGAUCUGAUCUGAAUGAGGAUGUCAGAUACAUUUCUUGAGAGCAUAAAAGAAAGAUUCAGUUAUAAUGUUAUACAUUUGCAAUAAUAGAAAUAAAUAAAGAGAGGAUGACGCACUGCCACAGCACACUCAUCUGUCUCAUUCCUACAACAGCAGCACAUGCAGCACAAUAUUAUAGCAUGACUUCAGUGUGUCAUACUGUAAACUAUGGUCUGUAAAGGUAUAAUAGUUUGAAUUCUGCAGUGCUGCUGUAGGGAAAUCUUCUGCGACCGCUUCUGAAAAUGUGCAACUUUGAUUGGUUAAUGUACUGUUUGCUUUUGUCCGUCUUACUGUAUACGUAGGAUGUUACGCUCUAGUAUAAGUGCAGCAUUUUGUACAUAGAGGUCAGUUCAAUAGUCGUUUGAUUAUUGUAUUUAUGAGGCUUGUAUUAAAAAUGUAAGAUAUGAGCUAGUGGACUGUUGUGGACACAACUUAAACCUUUCGAAGGAUAUUUUGUUUUAUCAAAUCUCAGGGUGCAAUUUGUGUAAAAUAAAAGGGAGAAAAGGGAUAUUUUUUUCGACCUGGGACAUAUAAAGUAUAUGACUGAUGAGUUAUACAUAGCUUACAAAUGUCUGUAACAUUAAAAUAUAGAGCAUGUGUAGCAUAGUUACAGGAUUUUGCCACAUUAUGCUGGCCUUUAAUGAACAGCAAUUACUCACUACAGAAAGCCAGAUUUGACUUUACAGUAUUUAUGUUGUUUUCUUUUCUAUCUCUGCUUUUUCUGCAAAUGUAUUUGUUUCUGCUUCUCAGUGAAUCGUUUGCACAGUCGUUUGAGAUUCACAAAUUGUAGAUAUGUCUGUGUCUUGGCCAGAUCUCAAAGGCUUUGAAUUCCAAAAGGUCAUGACUGCUUCAGCUGCAACUUGUCAUCUCCAGGGGCCAAAUUCAAGAAAUUCAUAAAUUUAUAGAGCUUUAUUUCUGCUUGUGUUGGGAAAAAGUGGUUUAGGAGCUCUUUAAGUGCAAGUGCAAUUCUCUGUUUCCUAUAUUUUUAUUACUCUGCCAUUUGCUAGGAACAUUUUAUUAUUAUUUUCUUAAUUAAUUACAAUUUUUUUUUUUCACUUAAGAUUUUAGGACCAAUCUGAAAUGUGUUGUGUAAUUACUGGGUUGGAUUGUUGAAGUGAGUUUUACAUACUCCAUUGAAAUCAAGCAUUUUGCAAACAUCCGUUACUCAUUAGAACUGAAAAGACAAAUCUGUCAUUGUUUACAUGACUAAUGUAAAAAAAACACCCCAUUCAUCUUUUAUAUGUUGUCACUCCUUAAAUCCAAAGCUCAGUGAGUGACUUCAGUUCAGUUCCUUUUUAAUGAAUCAGUACUGAGUUUCAGCAACCUGGGCUCCAGGAGCUGAUCAUUUAGCAACCUUUCUAAACACCAACCCUAUUUCCAUUAUUUAAAACGGUCACAUCUGACCAUUGUCCAACUAUUUCAGAUUGUGUUGCAGUAUUUCUGUGUGGGGUUUUUCAUGUCAGUUAAUUGCAUGCUAAAUCUAUUUCAGAUUAUUUGAUAAUAUCAUAUAAAUAUCAUAUAAAACAAGUUUACUUUCAGGAAUUUGUAUGUUGGUCAUUAUAGCUCUUGGAAAAUGGCACUUAAGAUGAUUUUUUUUUUUAGCCUGAAAUUGUUUCCUCUUGGUGGGAAAAUAGAUUAGAGGAGAUGACUUUAUCGGAACAGAGGAAGGAAAAUCAAAGGGUUGGAAAUCUCUCUGGCGCGCUGUCAGUUUUGCCAUUAAGCAUUAGAGUGCAUACAACGGGCAUGGACAAUGCUCCAGCUGCAUUAGUAUAUGGUUAAACAAGUCUUUAUAUGUGCAAAUGUAGUCUACAGCUUUUAUAGUCUGUAGCAUUUGAUUAAAAGUUUGUUUUGCAAGUUAUGUGAAGCCUAUUUCUGUUUACCUGCUUGAUUCUGAUUUAUUUUUUUUAUCUCCAUAAAGAGGUAUCAGAAUAAAUGAUGAUGAUUCUAUGAAUAA